Molecule: messenger RNA, 1886 nt
Organism: Ziziphus jujuba (common jujube)
Lineage: Eukaryota; Viridiplantae; Streptophyta; Magnoliopsida; Rosales; Rhamnaceae
Product: amino acid transporter AVT3B
Exons: 1
Coding region: 243-1532 (429 amino acids)
Biological process (GO): amino acid transmembrane transport
Cellular component (GO): vacuolar membrane
Molecular function (GO): amino acid transmembrane transporter activity
Source: RefSeq, a predicted model, not a curated record
ACUAAUCUCUUUUGCCCUUUUCACUCAAAAAACCAAAAUUCAAAAAGGAAAAAACAAAAAAACAAAAAAAAAAAAUCUCCGAUCACUUUCUUUCUGAUCCUCCUCUGUCUCCUCGAGUAUCUAUUCCACCUACAUUUAAAGGAGGCUACGUAACCCAAACCAAACUACAAACUCUCCUUCAAUUUUUUCUCUUUUCUUGACUUGAUCUUGUUUUGCUCUUCGUUCUGGAAUUACUUCAAACCAUGGGAUUUUCCAAAAACAAUCCCAGCUCUUCCUCUAACGCUCUCGAAGUUCCUCUACCUCCCGGAGAAGAAACCCCUCUCAUCGGCGACGGAGACCCCAGCAGCAGAUCUCUCUCUUCCCAAGCCAAUACCUUCGCCAACGUCUUCAUUGCCAUCAUCGGCGCCGGAGUCCUCGGCCUUCCCUACACUUUCAAGCGCACCGGUUGGGUUCUCGGCCUCCUCAUGCUCUUCGCCGUCGCAUCUCUCACCUACCACUGCAUGAUGCUCUUGAUCCACACUCGCCGGAAGCUCGAUUCUCUAGACUUAUUGAAGAACAGCAACAUCGCGUCGUUUGGAGAUCUAGGUUUCACUGUCUGCGGCUCUUUCGGAAGGUUGAUAGUCGAUGUGCUCAUAAUUCUCGCUCAGGCCGGUUUCUGCGUCGGAUAUCUGAUCUUCAUCGGAACCACCAUGGCCGACCUGUGGAAUUCCUCCAAGAUUCUUGGAUUGGCACCCAAGAGCUUCUACAUCUGGGGUUGUUUUCCAUUCCAACUGGGACUCAACUCUGUUUCCACGUUGACCCAUUUAGCCCCUUUGAGCAUUUUCGCUGACGUCGUUGAUCUUGGAGCAAUGGGUGUGGUAAUGAUCGAUGACGUCGUCGUUUUGCUAAAACGGAGUGUUCAAGUCAAAGCCUUUGGGGGUCUUUCAGUCUUUCUCUACGGAUUGGGAGUGGCUGUUUAUUGCUUUGAAGGGAUUGGUAUGGUUCUUCCCCUGGAAUCAGAAAUGAGAGACAAACAAAAAUUUGGGAAAGUUGUUGCUUUUACAAUGGCUUCCAUAUGCUUGAUAUAUGGAAGUUUUGGAGCUCUCGGUUACUUUGCUUUUGGUGAACAAACAGAAGAAAUGAUCACAGCAAACAUGGGAGCCGGAUUGGUGACCACUUUGGUAAAAUUUGGUCUCUGUGUGAAUCUCUUCUUUACCUUACCUAUAAUGAUGAACCCAGUUUAUGAAAUAGUGGAAAGAAGAUUUUGGGGUGGAAGAUAUUGCCUUUGGCUUAGAUGGUUAUCUGUUUUGUUGGUGAGUUUGGUGGCUAUUUUGGUUCCUAAUUUUGCUGAUUUCUUGUCCUUGGUGGGUAGUGGAGUUUGCUGUGCAUUGGGUUUUGUUUUGCCUUCUCUGUUUCAUCUGGUGGUUUUCAAAGACGAGAUGGCUUGGAGAACAUGGUGUUCUGAUGUGGGUAUAAUGGUUGUGGGUCUUGUUCUUGGAGUUUCAGGAACUUGGUGUGCUUUAGAAGAGAUGUUUUCCAAAUCCGAGGCAUAGCUUUUUUUGGGGAGUGCAUAUAAACAUUUAGCACUGAAAUUUGUCUUAGUUUAAGUGCCACAUUCUUUAGCUUUUAUUAGCCAAAAGAUAUUGCAAACUUGCAAUUUUAUUCUUUGAAAGUAGAUUUGUUAAUUGUGAUAAACUACACAGCUAUGGAUAUAAUGAGAAAUGAGAAUAUGGAAAUGCAAUAACUAAAGUAGUCGUGACUUGUGAUUGUACGGAACAAAUUUCCUGGGAACACACUGGCUUUUUUCCUUUAUGAAUGUGUACAGUAUAUAUAAAAUUUUGGCAUUUGUGAAGGUGAUGGGAAUAUGAUUCAUUAUAUAUAUAUAUAUAUAUUUCAAUUUAUUUGUA